Dicentrarchus labrax (European seabass) is the source of this 4000-nucleotide messenger RNA. RefSeq names its product phospholipase B1, membrane-associated-like. NCBI's taxonomy places the organism in Eukaryota, Metazoa, Chordata, Actinopteri, Moronidae. Gene Ontology annotation, molecular function: glycerophospholipase activity. The transcript has 42 exons. Bases 79 to 3366 code for a protein of 1095 amino acids. The record is from RefSeq and is a predicted model, not a curated record. Gene Ontology annotation, biological process: phospholipid metabolic process.
ACUGCCAACAGAGAGAGCAGAGAGGAAGGAAGGCUCCAUAAAAGAUCCACGAGGACAAAAUCUGAGAAAAUCAGCGAUAUGAUGUUUCCACAGCUGGUUCUGGUAACGGUUCUGGGGCUCACAUGGACGACAGUCACUGGACUGCCCUGCACUCAGAUGUUCCCCUCUCAGUCGCCACCUUCCAAUGUUAACAGUGUUAAGCCCUCAGAUGUGGCUGUACUCUCCUCCAUUGGACUCCACAUGCAUAGCACUGAGCUGUCCACAGUGGUGUCAAGACUCAGUGAGCUGAUGACCUUGUUCAAUCCGGCACUGAUCAAUCCUCAUCAAUCAGACGAAACAAAUCUGUACGGCCCUCAGUUUGUACAACACAGCACGCUGGUGGAGCAGGCCAAGGAUGUGUCCCUCUACCUCCAAAACAGUCAGGUCAUUGAUGUUGACAGAGACUGGAAGCUGCUUCUUCUCUUUGUUCAGAUGGAUCGGCUCUGUGCCUGUGAGCAGGUUCAGUCUGUCAUCAAAGCCGUAGUUGAAGAGGUGGAUGAUGCUCUGCAGUUGUUGCACUCUCAGCUGAAGCGGACCAUCGUCUGUGUGGCAUUGUGGGAUGGAGAGCAUGACAGGUUCUACAACAAGAUGUGUCCAUGCAUGGGGACAAACAGUGAAGGAGAAAUCAGACUUCAGAGGGCCAUGCUGAGUCAGGCUCUGCAGGAGUCCUUGGAUCAACUCUUGGUGAAGAAGCGCUGGUACGGAGAUAGAGAUGACUUCACUGUCAUUGUGCAGGACACACCUUUAAUCACAGACCCUUCAUCUAGUGGGAAGCCUCUCUCUGAGUCGCAAGCGUCACAACAAACUGAUAACCUGAUGGUGCAGAUGUGGACAAACCUGCUGCAGCCCACAAGUGGCCAACACAGCACAGAAGACAAUGGAAAGAUCAUUGCAUUGCCAUGUCCAACUGAGGACCGGCCCUUCCUGAGGACGGAGGGAAAUUCUCCUUCAUAUCACCACAGCGAUGCCUCUCCUCUCCUUCUCCCAUUUACAGGUACAGAGAUGCCCUGUGAGGACUUUAGCCCCUCAUCCCCCACACCCAGCUCAGUCCAUGAACUCAGGCCUGGAGAUAUCAAAGUGGUGGCUGCUGUGGGAGACUCUCUGACAGCAGGAAAUGGUAUAGCAUCCAGACCUAACAACGUCCUGGAUGUCCUGCGUCAGUACAGAGGUUUAUCCUGGAGUAUCGGUGGAGAUGAAAACCUCACAACUGUCACCACGCUGCCCAACAUCUUAAAACAUUUUAACCACAACUUGACGGGCUACUCUGUUGGCAUGGGCAAGCAGCAAACUCCUGAGGCUUUCCUCAACCAGGCCGUAGCCGGAGCUAAGAGCAAGGACAUACCACAACAGGUCCGAACCCUGGUAGCAAGGAUGAAGAAUGACUCUAGAAUCAAUUUUGAAUCAGAUUGGAAGGUGAUCACCAUUUUUAUCGGUGGAAACGACGUCUGUGACCAUUGCUACAACUCUCUGUUCUACUCUGUAGAUAAUUAUGCCCGCAAUGUUCGCAACAGCCUGGAUUAUCUACACAAAGAGGUGCCUCGGGCUCUGGUGAACUUAAUAGAGCCUCUCCUUAUUACCCCACUGAGAGAAAUGCACAUGGACACUUCACUUAAAUGCCCAACAUGGCUGGUAAAUAUACUGUGUCCAUGCGUUAUCCUGCCAAAGGCCAACUCUAAAGCCCUUCAAAUGGUGGAGGACAUCAAUAGAGGCUAUCAGCGUUCACUGCGUGAGCUUGUGGAGUCCGGUCGCUAUGACACUCGCUCAGACUUCACUGUGGUCGUCCAGCCUUUCUUCAGAGACCUCAUCUUCCCCAGACUGCCGGAUGGCCGUGCUGAUCGCUCUUUCUUCAGUGCUGAUUGCUUCCAUCUCAGCCAGAAGGCCCAGACGCUGAUGGCUCGCUCCCUCUGGAACAACAUGCUGGAACCUCUGGGCAGUAAGACUUCCGUACAGGAUUUUACUGCAGACAUUAACCUGAAAUGUCCAAACAAGACUUCCCCAUACAUACGGACCUACAACAACAGCAAUUACAUGUAUGCUGGUCCCUCUCCGACACCUGGACCUAUCGCAAACUGGGGAAGUGACUUCUCUUGUGUGGACCUUGCUCCAUCUGACACUGUGCCAACCUCAGUUCACAAGCUGAGACCAGCAGACAUCAAGGUGGUGGCAGCACUGGGAGACUCUUCAACGGCAGGUACUGGCGCUAAAGCAAAGAACCUCUUUGAUCUCAAUAAAGACUACAAAGGAGUAUCGUGGAGCAUCGGAGGGGAUAAAACUCUGGAGACUGUUACAACACUACCAAACAUCUUGAAGAAGUUCAACCCCUCCUUAAAGGGUUUCUCCAGAGGCCAGGGCUCACUACAGAAGGGUCUUAACAUGGCUGUACCUGGAGCUAAGACCUCAAAGAUCCCAGAACAAGUCCAAGGUCUCAUCAAGGCCAUGAGAGAAAAUAAGCAGGUGAAUUUUGAAAAGGACUGGAAACUUGUGACAAUAUUCGUUGGAGGGAACGAUCUUUGCUACUACUGCAUGGACCAAAAUAACCUGUCACCCAAGAACUAUAGUCACAAUCUUAUGAUCAGUUUGGACAUGCUUUACAAAGAGGUACCAAGGUUGCUGGUUAAUGUCGUGGAGCUCUUGCAGAUAGACCCACUGAAGACAGUUAAGAGGAACACACUUGGCUGUUCCCUCUUGCAAAGGACCAACUGUCCUUGUGUUAUCAACCCAGUUGAAAACUCCCCAGAGCUCGAAGAGAUCAAACGCAUCAAUCACGAGUAUCAGGCUGAGAUCCAGCAACUUAUUUCUGGAAAUCGCUACGACAGAAAGGAAGACUUUGCUGUUGUCCUUCAACCCUUUUUACACAAUUCCUUUAUCCCUCAUAUUGGAGUGGGUGAGGCUGACUCGAGUUUCUUCUCUUUGGACUGUUUUCACAUCAGCGAGCGAGCUCAUGCUGAGAUGGCCAUUUCCCUGUGGAACAACAUGUUGGAGCCCGUAGGCAGAAAACAGGCCUACAAUAACUUCACAUAUGACCGCUCCAAGAUUCACUGUCCCUCUGAGGCCAGUCCCUUCAUCUUCACUAAGGUCAACAGCCUACCACCAGUGACCCCCAACCCUUCCACAACCAGCUCUCCUGUGUCAGACUCCACCAUCAGCACUGUAACAACCAUCCCUGUGCCCAAGUGUCCCUCCUCUAUGCCUGUGUGGGUGCCAGUGAUUGUGGGAAUCGUCAGCUUACUGGCUGGUGUUACUGUUGCCUGGCUAAUUCUGUCCUGCUGUCGGCGUCGUGAAAACAAAGCGGAGAGAGUGGUAGAAAUGAAAGGGACUGGUUUUUAAUGCAGUUGUUCUUGUCAAGCUGUGUUUAUUAUCAACAAUAUAUAGUUAAGCUUUAAAGCUGCAGCACACAUUUUAGGCCACUAGAGGGCAGAAAAGUAGACUCCAGAACAAAACACCCAGCAGAAACAGGCACCUGUCUGAAUGAAAAUCAAAUAUUUAGUCGCAUCGGAGUCCUGGUUUGAGCCACUGGUUCUUGACAAAAUGAUCUGUCUCUCUUUGUUCUUUGAGAUGUUUGACUUUAUUCACUAGCAGCUUGUUUACUUAAGCUCUCAGCUGUUUUACUGGAGCCAGAUAGCAUGCAGCACGUCUGAAAUUGUGCUGUGAGAGCAGCUGUUAUUUAAGGAGUGACAGUGUGAGCUCGUGAAACUCAACCCAACAAACAAAAACAAUGGCAUUGGCAGUACUACAUUAGCAGUCUGUUUACCUUAGAGACUAAUGUGAUUAGUUAGUUCAAAAAAUAUUACUUAAUGGUGCGUAAAACAAACAAGUAUGUAAAACAUUUGUAAUUUUUAUACUGCUCUGAAAUUGAGAAAUGUUCUAUAUGUAAUUGACAGACCUUGUUGAAUCCAGAUGUUUUGUACAUUUGUCUUUACUUAUUUUUAUUUAUUGAUAAAAUAAAAUUACAAUGCUCGAA